AUGGAUAAUAAACUUUCUUGUGCCAAAUAUGAAUUUACAAUGAAAGCUAGUGAUGUCGAUAGCACAUAUCAUACUCCCAUAUUUUCGACAAAAGGCGAAAAUCAAUUAUGGAACUUGCGUAUUGGGCCUUCCGCUAAAAAGCAAGCAGAAUAUCUCGAAGUCUUCUUACAAGCUGUACCUUCUGUCACUGAACUCAUUACCGAAGGUCCAUGGAUUUCACGUCAGGGUCUCUCUUGCGAAAUCUACAUAAUUGAUGAGAUGGCAUGCACGACAGUGGUCUCCAAAAAAUUUAAAGAAAGUCCUUUCGAAAAAUUUUCACGGAAGUCGUCCGGGUGUGGUUGGCCGUGCUUUGUUAAGAAAUCUUCACUUCCAGAAAACUUCAUACUUGGUAUUUGUUUUUCGAUGACUACAGCUCCUCGUGUCCAAUCUUCUCAGUCCGUAGAUAAUACAUUUCAAUAUACUCUACCUGACCUUGCUACCGCUUGGGGUACUAUGCUAGAUAAUCCUAAUACUGCUGAUGUGGUUUUCAACGUGCAGGGAACCAAAAUAUAUGCUCAUAAAGAUAUUCUUCGUGCACGGAGUGCAUAUUUCCGUGGCAUGUUCAACAGUGGUUGUGCUGAAAGUGUUGCAAAACCUACUGAAUCAAAUAAACCAUCUAAACGUGAAAAUAAAUCAACUCAUGUUUCGAUGCAAAGCUCGUCUUAUCGAAGAGAAAAUGCUUUAAAGAUCCUCAGCCUUCAAUACAAGCCACCUGAACCUACAGUCCCUCUAGCAGAUGAAACUACUUCAUCCGGCAGUGAUAUGGAAAUAGUAACCUUGGAAAGCUUAUCUACUGAAAUUAAGGCUGAUGAAGGAAAAGAUCAAAGCACAUCAGAUGUCAUUAAGACUAAUGUCAUUAAGACUAAUGAUAUUAACCAGGUUUCGGCUGUUGAUGCGUUAAACAAGCACUAUGAACAGCGUUUGGCAGAAUUGCAAACGAAGCUUUCUGAUGCCCAACAAGCACAAUCAUUGAUUAUUAAUAAAAUACAAAAUUUGCAGACAAAUUUUGAUGAUUUUCGCGAUUCCGUCAAGCGUAGGGAAGAAGAAAUCACUACCAAAGAAAAAGAAGUUGAUUCUCUUAAAAAAUCAAUUCAGAUACUCGUAUCAGAAUUUUGUGGAGUAGAUAAUAUUAAAUUUUCUACAAAUAUUUCUUUUGAUGAUAAACGUUCAUCAACAAAACCAUUACCACCAUCGCAAUCGGUAUCACAACCACCACAACGACAAUAUCAUGUUAUCGAAGUCACAGAUUUCGAACCAGUAACAUACCGUCGAUUUCUUCAUUUCUUAUACACUAAUCGAAUCCCUUCUGAGAUUGCACUUCCAGCAUGUCUUGCGCUUUUUAAAUUAUCGGACAAAUAUCAACUCAUUACUGUUCGUCGUGCAAUGCUUCUACGCAUCGAAACAUUGCUUACAGUAGAUAAUGUGGCAACUAUACUUUUUCAACAAGCUUAUUUGUACAGUGAUUUCAAGCAAAUUUGCAUGGAAUAUCUAUUGAAGCAUUAUGAAGAAGUUACAAAGACGAAAAGUUUUGAACUUAUCCUUACUUGGUCAGGCGAGUACCCAGCAUUUCCUGAAGUAAUGAUGGAAAUAAUGAGAUCCAUUCCAAAUAGAGAUUGUUUAACGCCUACAGUUGCAUCUAAUAAUAAUACCGAUGCAGUUGUCAAUAACUGA
Dentiscutata erythropus is the source of this 1710-nucleotide messenger RNA. The record is from the annotation of a GenBank genome assembly. NCBI's taxonomy places the organism in Eukaryota, Fungi, Glomeromycota, Glomeromycetes, Diversisporales, Gigasporaceae.